AUCUGUACAUAUAAAUGAUUGGCGUGCCAGCGGCUUUGGCUCUGGCGGCAAUCCUAUGAAACGUGAUUCUCUGAAAUUAAUGGCGACGUCUAGCGUUGUCGUGUUCAUUGUAAAAAAAUAAUGUUUCCCGGAGUUGAGGUUCGAUCGUGUGUAAAAAGGUGUUAAUAAAACUAAAAAGGAACGUACUCCAAUUCAGCGCAAAAGCAAAAGAGUAAUCGUGAUAAUGGACCAGGCACCUGCAGAUACAGAGUUAAGGAACAUCAUAGACAAACUGGCACAGUUUGUGGCUCGCAAUGGACCAGAGUUCGAGCAGAUGACAAAAAACAAGCAGAAGGACAAUCCAAAGUUUGGUUUCCUGUUCGGUGGAGAGCACUUCAACUACUAUCAAUACAAAGUGACUACAGAGCAAGCCAUUUUAAAGCAAAAAGGAAUAAAUCCAAUGCAAAAUGCAGACCCACGUUUAAACGUUUCGCAGCAGCAGCAAACAGCCGCUACCGUCGCGCAGCCACUGAAUAACGUCAAUCUUGCACCUGGCCUAAAUACUCAAAACAAUGGAUUGAACCCAGUAGUGGGAAUUGGACCAGUGGGAAAUCAAGCUGGUCCCGUUAUACCUGGAGUACCUGGACAAAUUGGAGGACCAGGAAAUGCAGGACCGCCGAUUGGACCAGUCCCUGGUGCUAUGGGAGGUGUAAAUCCACCAAUUGCUGGAGUCACACAACCGGUUAACAUUGGCGGACCCCCCGGAUGGCUUCAGAAUGAACUAGCAAAUCUGCAAUCGCAGCAAACCACGCUACAGGAACAAGUUAGACAAUCGGAACAAAAUCUGGCUGCACAACAUGCUGCAUUGAUGGCGCAGCAACAAGGAAGGGUUGAGGAUGCUGUUAGACAAGCUCAAGAAACUGCUUUACAAAAUAGUGCACAAAGCACAAGCACAGAUCUUGCUGCAUUCGACGCAGUGUUACAACCGAUUAUCGAUAGCUGCACAAAAGAUAGCAUAAGUGCGGGAAAGGCAUGGAUACUACAGAAUUCUGUUACUCCGCAAAGUAAUCAAGUUGUUGCGGAUCAUUUACUGAAAAAAGUAAUUCAAGCAACAAAUUUUAGUCACAAACUUCAUAUUAUCUAUUUGGUGAAUGACGUUUUGCAUCAUUGUGCAAGAAAAAAGUCUAUGGAUCUUCGCAAGGCGAUGGAAAGUGUUGUUGUACCCAUGUUCUGUAACACUUCACUAGCUGCAUCGGAAGAACAACUUAAUAAACUAAAUAAACUGCUAAGUUUGUGGGAAUCAAAAAAUAAUUACUUUGAUGAAGGAAUUAUAGAUAAAUUGAAGCAGCCAAGUGCAUCUUGGUCUGAAUAUCAGGCUAAUCUGGUGGCACAACAUGCUAGUGCAAUUACACCAAUCACAACGUCAACGAAGCAGACUUUCGAUAAUUAUCAAGCACAGCAUCAAGCGUUCGUUACUCAUGCGUUGCGACAAAUUCAAAACAUUGAGCAACAAAAAAUAGCAAUUGAUCAGCAAUUGAAAGCCCCGCCGCCGCCGCCGCCGCCUCAACUGAAUCAGCAGAAUAUGUCUAUGCCACCUAGUCAUUCCGGUCCUCCGGCUCCGAUAGGCACAGAUGUAAAUUUCAGUCAACCACCUCCUGGGUGGGGUGUACCACCUGGAAACGAUCCUCCGCCGUUCACAAACGUUCCACUACCAGACUUUUCGAAACCUCCGCCUGGAUUUGGUCCGCCGCCUGUUAUACAUGAACCAUCCGUUGAAGAUUUAAUGCCCAGUAUGCCUUACUACGAACUUCCUGCUGGUUUGAUGGUACCUCUGAUUAAAUUAGAAGACGCUGAAUACAAACCAUUAGACCCAGAUGCUAUUAGACUGCCACCGCCUGCUCCACCAAGCGAAAGAUUAGUAGCGGCUGUAGAAGCAUUCUACGCGCCGCCGAAUCACGAUUCACCGCGCGACAGCGAUGGAUGGGAGAAGUUAGGUUUAUACGAGUAUUAUAAAGCAAAGAAUGCCGCACGGAAGCGUAAAGAAGAGGAUGUCGUAGCCGGUAUAAGACAAAAAUCGAAAUCACCAUCGCCGAUUUUGAGGCCGAGAUCGAAAAGUCCUAGUCCACCAAAGAAACGAUAUCGAAGUAAAUCGAGAAGUAGAUCGCGGUCAAGAUCGAGAGGUAGAAGCAGAUCCAGAUCGCCGGCAACUAAUCACAGGCGUAAUAGUCGGAAUAGCAACCACAACAACAGAAGUAGGAGGAGAAGGAAUAGCAACAAAGAUAGAAGUCCUGAUCGACGGUUGGAUAGACAAGAUCGGAGUCCGACACCGCCCAGUUUUCUUGGAUCAACUUACAGUAAGGCUCCUCAAGAAAUUGGCAUAGACGAAAGUAACAAAGGCCAUCAGUUGCUCAAGAAAAUGGGUUGGGGUGGUGCAGGACUUGGUGCCAAUGAACAGGGUAUCGAAGCUCCUAUUUCGGGAGGUGAAAUUAGAGAUAAAAAUGAUCAGUAUAAGGGCGUCGGUAUUAAUCUAAACGAUCCGUACGAGAAUUUUAGAAAAAGCAAAGGUCAAGCAUUUAUUACUAGAAUGAAAGCGAGGGCGGAAGAACGUGCCGAAGAAAGAGGCGAACGGGACUGAAUAUAACCGAGUAAAAUAAUAAAAUUGUCUAUAAUAUAUCAUUUUGAUGACAGAUAUAAUUAUCGCGUACAGUGUAUAUCAACGUGGUUACAUGAUCGACACAAUUCUUGAACGGUCAAUUCUGUUAUUCUAUCGUGCGAAGUCUCGCGCUUUAGACGGUGUGGAUUGAUUUUCAAGAAUCCAUAUUAUUCGAUCAUUAUUGAAUGAAUUUUUAUACAAGUCUCUGGCUUGAUUACAAAAAUGUUACAUAAUAAUUAUUUAAUGAAAUUGCCAAAGUAUGCAUACGCGUGUUAUGUAGUUUUAUGUUCAUGAU
Molecule: messenger RNA, 2927 nt
Organism: Megalopta genalis
Lineage: Eukaryota; Metazoa; Arthropoda; Insecta; Hymenoptera; Halictidae
Gene: scaf6
Product: SR-related CTD associated factor 6
Biological process (GO): intracellular calcium ion homeostasis; RNA processing
Cellular component (GO): perinuclear region of cytoplasm
Molecular function (GO): RNA binding
Source: RefSeq, a predicted model, not a curated record